GAGCCCGGUUGCCAGACGCCGCCAAGCUUGUGCGGGGGAGAAGGACCCGGGCAGAGCGAGGCGCGGCGGCGGUGCGAGGCGACGAGUGGGGCCGGGUGCGGGGGGAGGCGGCGGCGGCCGAGCUGGAGGCGCCGCCACGCGCCGGGGCUCGCGGACUGGCCCGGGCGGGCCCCCGUCCGCGGGGCCUCCUCGCUGGCGGCGGGCGCGCGGUGCCGGCCCGGCCGAGAGGCGUCUUCUCCGCGCGGGGCCGGGCGGAGCGGCUGGCUCCCCGCCUCGGCGUCUGGAUGUUCAUUUUAAAGAUUCUUUGAAGAUGAAAAGGGAUAUCUUAUGGUUUUACGGAAUAUAAAGCAAUAUUGUCUGACAUGACGGCAAAAAAUGUUGGUGUGACUCCCGCAAAUGGCGACUUGAAAGGAUUUAUAGAUCAGAACCAGAGUCCAACAAAAGGUAAUAUUUCAAUAAUUACAUUACCAGUUUCCAGCACCAACUCUCCAACUAAGAUUUUGCCAAAAACCUUAGGACCAAUAAAUGUGAAUGUUGGACCCCAAAUGAUCAUAAGCACAUCACAAAGACUGACCAAUUCAGGGAGUGUUCUCAUUGGGAGUCCCUAUAAUCCAGCUCCAACAAUGGUCACACAGACACAUAUAACAGAAGCUACUGGCUGGGUUCCAGGGGACAGAAAACGGACUCGAGAAUUUAUAGAAUCAGAUUUUUCAGAAAGUAAGAGAAGCAAAAAAGGAGAUAAAAAUGGGAAAGGUCUGAGGCAUUUUUCAAUGAAAGUAUGUGAAAAAGUCCAACGUAAAGGAACAACUUCAUACAAUGAAGUCGCUGAUGAGCUGGUAUCAGAAUUCACAAAUUCUAACAGCCACCUAGCUACAGAUUCGCAGGCUUAUGAUCAGAAAAAUAUUAGACGGAGAGUUUAUGAUGCCCUUAAUGUGCUUAUGGCAAUGAACAUAAUUUCAAAGGAGAAAAAGGAAAUCCGAUGGAUUGGCCUUCCUACAAACUCAGCUCAGGAGUGUCAGAAUCUAGAGAUAGAGAAACAGAGGCGGAUUGAACGGAUAAAACAGAAGAGAGCCCAGCUACAAGAACUGCUGUUGCAGCAAAUAGCAUUCAAAAACUUGGUACAAAGAAAUCAGCAAAAUGAACAGCAAAAUCAAGGCCCUCCAGCUUUGAACUCUACAAUACAGCUGCCUUUCUUAAUAGUCAACACUAGCAAAAAAACUGUCAUAGACUGCAGCAUAUCAAGCGAUAAAUUUGAAUACCUCUUUAAUUUCGAUAACACUUUUGAGAUUCAUGAUGACAGUGAGGUGCUGAAGAGAAUGGGAAUGUCCUUUGGGCUUGAGGCAGGCAAAUGUUCAGCUGAGGACCUAAGAACUGCAAAAUCACUGGUGCCAAAAGCUUUAGAAGGCUACAUCACAGAUAUGUCUGCAGGAUUUUCCUGGAUGAACCAAGGAUUAUUUUCAAAUUCAGCACAAGCAGCAUCACAUAUAGAAGUAACAGGAGGCACUUCUGUUUCUAAAUCAAGUGAGAAUCCAGGGUUGUGUUUGGAUGCUGAAGUGGCCUUAGCAACUGGGCAGUUCCUCGCCCCUAGCAGUCAGCAGUCCAGCAGUGCAACAUCACGCUACUCAGAAUCACGGGGAGAAACGCCAUGCUCAUUCAAUGAUGAAGAUGAAGAGGAUGAAGAUGAAGAUUCUUCCUCCCCAGAAUAAAGACAGUAGAAAACUGAGUACACAAAAUACUGCUCAUACAUGUUCUUAAUGAGAGCUCCUGUUUUGGAUUUUAUUUAAGUUUCUUGCUUUUGUUUGCACUGUGUUCAGCGAAGAUUCAGAACAAACACAUCCAAAUUUGAAAUUGAAAACUUUUUGUACUUGAACACAGAGUGAUAUGCAGACACAGAGCAAAGUGUUUUUUAUCAACUACAACCAAGGAAAAGAACAAAGUCCCUGGAGAUCUGGCAAAGUAAACAUCAAGUUCACAUUUUCCAUCUUGGGACAUUCUGUCUCAAGUCUCUGUCUUCCCCUUAUCCUAACCAGAUGGAGAAGAAAACAGGGUCAGUCAACAAAUGCUGAUUUUCACAUUGUUUUUUGGCUGUGCUACCUUAAAAAGAAAAAAAAAGUGCGUGCACAUUCACGUGCUAAAAUAGCUAUUUAAAAAUAUCUUGUAUGAAAAUUAUUAUAGGGAGAGGGGCUGUUAGAGUGUUUGCUUUUUUCUGUUCAACUUGCUGUAUAGAAGAAUCUUAAAGUAAUAUAAAUUGCAAGUGAUUAAAUGAAUCUUGAAAUAGAUUAAAUCCAUUUUAGAUACUCUAAAAAUAAUAUUAGUAUGUCUCUUUUGAAAGGUUCCUAUGUUCAUUUAUACUGCAGGCCUAAUUUAUUUAUAAUAAGUGAUUAUUCUUUGCCAUUAUUAAGCAGUCAGGAUUAAAAUAGCAGUAUUCUCUGCACCAGCUUUUUUUCAAGGAAAAAAAAAAUAAGUGAAAAAAAUUGUAUUUAUAGAUUAUAGUGUAUCCAGUGUAACUUCUCCUUUACUGUUCUAAUUUUAUAAUCCAUUUGAUUUUACAGCAUGUAUAUUUUAGAAAAGGCCUCUAUGUUAAGAAUCUUGGGCAACAUCUUUCGGGGCAGGAUUUUAAAAUUCAGGGCAGGCAAGUCAAACUUUUGAAGUCGCAGGUUAAGAUACUUAGGAAGAGAAUUCAAUUUUGACAAUUGAUAAUUGGAUUAGGAUUAUAAUAAUACACUAAUUUAACUUGUUUACAGUUAACUUCUGUUGCACGCACCUUCAUGCGCCUUCGGAAAAUACUAAUACCAAGCAACUUCUUAAAAUAAUUUGUGGCUGAAGUUACACAACAUGAAUCACAUCUGAACAGACAAAUUAGGCUUACAACAGGAGGCUCUGUAUUCUAUACUUAAAAUCACAUCCAGUCACAAAGACUUGAAAAAGAAAUCUUUAAUAGCAAAGCAAAAUACAGUAUAGGUGGUACUCUUCCAAUGGUGUUCUAACAUUCAGUAUUUUAACUAGUCUUGAAGUUAACUAUUUUUAAUUAGGUGACUCCAGUUAAAAAUAAGUAAGUUAACUCCUUUUUAGUUUUUAUACUACAUGUAAAUAGUGAACUAUUUCUAAGUACCAAUAUAUUAGCUGUCAGAACACAAUGACUUUGUCUCUGUUAUGUAGUUACAGAUUAGGCAACUUGUAAUACCUUACUCACUUGAACAAUGGUGGCAAACUAUAUUCCUUGAUUGCUGUGGCUGUUACUCUACCGCAGUAUGAGGUCUGUCCGCAUUAUCUUUUCCAGACAAAUCUGCACUCAAGCCAACAUGAUCCCGAACUAGUAAGAAAAACUGAGGCUUUAGCUAGAAAGCUACCUGGCUGUUCUGCUGGAGUUGGCACAUGACUAGCUAUAUACAGGACAGGUAUAACUGCAAGGAGCAUUCAAGCACACCUGCACUCUCACAUUAAAAAUUAAAACAUCAAGGUAGAAACUUUCAACAGAUAGUUUAAACUCCUACAUUUGAUGUACAGAUAGGAUGGCACCAUUAUUUAGGCAUAGCUCUCAUUUGAGUGAAUAGAGCUAUCUAGGUUACACAAAUGAUUUGCAAAUGCACAAAGAAGAAAAUUCCUGUGUGCUUACCAUGUUAUUCGCCCUCUGGGCAAGACUGUUAGAGUGUCCUACUAUGCACAUGGUUCAUAGACAACAGCUGACCAAGGGAUGUACACUAACCUCACUUCAACCAAAUCUGUAACACUACCUCUGCAUGAAGAAAAAAAGCUUUACAAGUACAAAAAAAUGUUCUCACUGAGGGAUUCAAUGCACUUGAUUGAAGUGGCUCACUUUUGUAGUAAGAAGAGGAGGAGAUAUUCCAGGCAUACUAUUAUGGAAUUAUCAGUUUUAGGAAUGACAUUUCAUACAAACAGAUAAUUUUUUUUAUUCUUAGUAUUACUUUGUUUUUGGAAAACUAUCCUGUCAACUUUGACUGGAGAUGGAAAAUUCAAAGAUACCUGAUAUGCACAGGACAUCCCAAUGCACUCUUAAGGACAGAACAUUUUUUUAAAGUAAUUCACUCUUCCGCCUGACCCCAUACAUUAGGGGACAUAUCUGACUUUACACUUUCUUUACAUUUCCCAUUCAAAAUUUGCAUAAAAAGAAAAACCAGCAAAACACUAAUCUAAACAAUUGUUAAAAGAGGAACACUUUGCAUUAUUAGAAGCUGGUAAAAAAACUUCUUGCCCAGAAGUGUAAGGUAUUUUCUUAGCUUCAUUGUGCUUUCUGCUUUUGAGGAGGAAGGUGUUCUGUGAGAUCUUGUUCCCACUGAUGUCCAUUUCCUUCAAAGCAGCAGACUGCACAGCUACUUGCUUUCUGGCAAACUUUGAGCUAUCAGCCACUAGGGUUUUUUUGUGGGGUUUUUUGUUUGGUUGGUUUUUUAAUCUAGGAGCACAUAACAUUUAUGUAGACAGUUGAACCAUGAUUUCCUUUUUUUUUUUUUCCCCCUCCUUCCCCUGAACUAGUUAAAUACAAAGGACAAAACAAGUUUGAACACUUAGAAAAGACUUCAAAAGGAAAUUCUUCCCUUGGGAUUCUUUGUGCCAAGUUCCAGCUGAGAAUGAAGAGCGCCAGAGCGCUGUGGUCUUGUGGUUACACUAGAGUCUGGGAACUAGGAGAAUUCUGGUCCUCAUCCAGCCCUAGUCACUCCCUAUACGAUCUCAGGCAAGUCAUUCAGCCCUUCUUGCUCAUAUUAGCUGACACAUUUAAAAAAAAAAAUAGUAGAACCUCACAAAACAUAGAUGUUGCAUCUGAAUUGAGCUCUGAGCAAUUAUGAGUAACAAGAACAUUAAGUAAUCACACAGUUCCCACUAAGGUAAUGGCAGUAGGCAUGUUCAGUUGCUUCAGCAUGCAGGCUCUUCCUCUGAGGGCCACCAGCAGACAUUUUCCAGAGUAAUACGGUCAUUAACAACACUGGUUUUCCCAUUUUCUAUUCAGCUGCCACUGUCUUCUACUCUGUUGUGCAAUACACUUAAUAUUCAUUCAAAUGAAACAACCAGCAACUGGUACUAGAUUGUAUCUCGUAUAAGGCAGAGUUAACAUUUAAAUUUCCAUAAAUAUCUGAAGUAGAACUUACAAGUGACAUGUUUCUGUCUCUUGAAACACUAUUGGUUACACAUUCAGAAAGCAGUUGGCUGAAAGCAAUAUAAUGCUGUGUAUAUAUGCUUUUAUAUAUACUGGAAGUAAACAGUUUUCUGGACUUAUUUUAUGGUGCUUGAAAACAAUCUAAAUUUAACUUAGAAAAACUUGUCACCACCACAAACUAGAUGAGAAAUUAUGAGUGGGAGACAGCAUUUUUCUACUGUGUGGAAAUCAGAUAUAAUGUUUGUGGAUUUUGGUUUUAAAAGUUACAUUAAAGUUGUGCCAGUGUUCUCAUUUCAACACUGAAAUUAAUGGCAAAAAUCCACCUAAUCUAAGAAAGCAUGUAUAUUUCAGUAAAUGCUAAAGCACAGAACAUUAGUUUAACUGAAGGCAUGAUUUUAACUAACUUCAUUAAACUAAUACAAGCCAUACUGAAGGUAUUUCCAUUUUGGUUAAGGGGUUUGGGGUGGGGGUUGGCGGGGAGGGCUGUUCUUUUAAACUAUAGCUUGGAAAUAUUCCUAAUCUGUUUGAACAGCUGCGAGUUGAGUAUACAGAAUACUCAGAGGGAUUUGUGCCAGUUAACUAAGUCAGGUUCGAGUAGCAUGAUGUAAAAAGGCCUAAUAAAGCCAAAUUUUAAUUUCCCUUCUCCCCCCAAAAAACCCAAACCCAACACCCUCAAGUUUAUCCAUAAAACGAUGGUUGAAGUCAGAAUUCAACAGUUAAGGUUUAAAAAGUCAAGUACUCUUUCUUCUGAGCACGCCCACCCUUUUAACACAAGAGUAUAGCUCAAAUUUAAUCUCAUGUGAAACUAAGCACUAGGCAGUACUCAUUUUUAUAAUUAACUGGCUCUUUACAGCUGAAACACUUUUCUUUUAAUGAGCUGGAGACAUUUGGGUUUUGGUUUAAUUUAAAAACAAAGCAAGCAACCACAGGAUAUAUUAUAUAGUGAACAAACCAAAACAAGUCUUCUGACUGUGAUCUCCUGUUUGUAUCUCUUCAUUACAAGAUUCUCUUGGUGUCAGGAGUUAAGUAUUUAAGAAAAUAUAUGCACGCACGCACACACGCACACACACGCACAGAGAAGCGGGAAAAAAACCAUAGGAGCUCUGUAAAGUUUUGAACAAUAAAUUUUAGGAACAGUCAUACUUUGAGGAAAUGUUCUGUUUACUGUGAGCUUAAUUUAUUUUAAAGAGAGGCUGCAGUUCAGUUAUCACAAUGUCUGGGAUAUUUUAUGGCUGAAGCCCUCUUCAACCCCUCAGCGUUGGAAAAUUGUGCCUCUUGCAGCAUUACUGAUGAACCAUUGAGAAGCUAAGAAAAGUUGGUGUGGAGGUUGUGUGUGGUUUUUUGUUUGUUUUUUUUUUUUUUUUUAAAUGUGCCUCUUCAAGACUCUUUACCUAUGUCCAAACUGACAUGCCAGUAAAGCAUUCAGAAUUUGUCACGCACCUAUCCCUCCAAGUAUAUCAGCAGCUCUAAAUGCAGAGCUUGCUUCUAGCAGGCCUACACAUAACCAAGUCCUGACACCAUUACAUUUCUCGAAACUCUCCUGCCUUAGACUUACCUGAGUUCUCAGAUCAGGUUAUAUCUUUGCUAUUUAUGCUUCGGAAUUGGUUUGGUAAGUGCUUUUUUAUAAGUCUGUGAACAAAUGUUCUCCUCUGGACCCAGCUGUAUUGCCAAAAAAAAAAAAAAAAAAAUGCUUAUUCCCAGUUGUUCAUUCCCUCUGCUCUGUAUUACCAUCCUGCUCAUACAAGUAUUUCCUAGCUCACUCAACCCAGUUACCUGAGUUAGCACUCACAGAUACCUCCCCCAGCUGAUGCUGACAGUUAGAUGGGGGAACACUCACAAAAGCACUCAGCCCAGACAAUCAUAGGGGUCGUUUGUCACAGUUGUUUAGAGAGUGCUUGCUCACUCCACACCUUUAAUAUUCCCACUUUGUCCGGCCUACCUCAAAGAUCAGCCAAAACCAAAAUGUUUUCUUCCUGCAUAUAUCUUUCUGACAGUAUCCAACAAUCCAACAGUUAGGACAUGCAUCUAAAGAGGCAGGAGACCAAAAAUCCCUCCUCUGAAUUGUGAGGAAAAGACAUUUGAUAUAACCAGCCAAAUCCUACGGGGGUGGAGGGAAAGUCUCCCACUUAGGAACAAUGGGAAGCAAAUGAGUAACUUUUUUUUUUUCUUUCUCCAUUACGGAAAACAGGCUGACCUGGAUCAGAUACCUCCUUGUCAGAGGGGAUGACAAUUCCAAGCAGAUACAGGAACAUCCCAGUAGCCCAGAAUUUCAUCUCUUCCAAGUAUUUUUUUAUUGGCUAGAAUAGGUGGCAGCCCACUUAAUUUUCUGACUUCUCUAAAUGCCAUGUUUAAACGCAUAACCCUCUCCACACCUAGGCACCUAACUUAGAAAUAUGAACAUCAGUUGACAGCAGGAAACAGCUAUCUAAAAUUUAAAUCCUGCUGUAGAUUUAAAUCAAACUCUUCUAUGAGGUAUAUAGAAAACUUCUCCAGACAAAACAAGUCUUUCCCAGUGACUUGUUUUAAGCUUUUUAUUGUUAUCCAGGCUGAGUGAAACAGAGAAAUUAAUCCCUAGCGCUAUGUGGUUCUCAUGCCUUCCAUGUAGCAGCAAUGGCACAUCUGUAAGAUCGCGGCAAUAAAAGAAGAAACCCCCACCACACACACAAAACCUUUUCCACUUAAAUUUAAAGAUAACUCGGUGGGAAAAAUUCAGUUUAUAUUGCUUUGUUGUGAAGAUUAAAUUUGGUUCUUAUGACAACCUUUCAGCAACACAUAGGUUUGAUUAAAGCUACCUUUAGGUCACAUACAACUCUCUUGAAUGGCCACACAAGUUAAAACAUUGACCAGAAAGCAUAAACUCCACAAAAAUCAGUCUCCAAUUUUUUGGUGGGUUUGUUCUAUCUGUAAUGUAACUUUAACAAUUAGUAGAUUUGGUUGCAAGUGAUGCAGGGAUUAAGUGGAUCUCCCAAGAUUUCCCAAGAAAACAACACCUGAAUCAAAAUGCAUCACACAAGUUUCUGGCACAUUCCCUUGUGUAAAGCCAGGACAUAUACAUGAAAAAUACUUCAGAUAGAGAAGUUGUGCUAUUGAGAAAUACAUGCAAACAAUAUGACUCUGUAUCUCAAACAUCUACUCUGAAAAAAAUCUUACUUGAACAAGCCUGUAAGAACUGAGUUCAUCCUCUUCCCUCAGGACUUGACUGCAAAUAAGGCAACAACCUUUGUAUUUGCAUAUUCUACAUAGCACGAGGAACCACUAGCCAGCAAGUAGAGGCACAGUUUUUAAAACAUUACAUGGCUGUUGGCACUUGUAAGAAGAUUUGGCAACAGAUCAAUCCCUUAAUAAUGAAAUAAUGCUGACUUACAUAUCAACCAAUGUUACAGAGCCACUGCAAUAUGUAUUAUGAAGAAAAAAGGUGACCCUCCCAUCUCUAUUACAGUAACACUUUUUAACAUAGCUAUGUUCCACAUGGAAAUAACUUCUAGAGAGACAUCCUUCUUAUGUUUAAAAUGCAGAAACCACUUAAAAGUCCAUUAAUUGUUUUAAAUGAAAUAGGUGAAGAGGUUAUUUAGGGUUUGGGGAUUUUUUUGUUUAUUUUGUUUUUUUAAAGGAGGAGGAUGCCAGUCAGACAAAGAUAUUUUAUGCCAACUUUCAAUGCUGAACUUAAAGGAAGCUUUGUAAACUUGGUGGAUGGGAAGAAAAGGAGCACUAACAAAUCUAAUUCAUGGCAAUGCAAACUACAUGGGAUUUUAAAUUUUAAUUUACUAUUUUAAUCCACUAUUCUUACCCUCCAAAAUAUCUAUUAGAAUACAGUAUCACAAAAACAUGUUGGCAGAAAUCAAGAAUUAAGCUUAAAGCAUUUUCUCCCUUUUCCCAUGCUACAUUUCUGUAUCUUUGGGAAAGUCCAAGUUGCCCACUCAUCUUACACAAUUUGCUACAGAUUUUUGAAUUCUCCAUGGAUUUCUUUCUUUCCAAAUACCUGUAAAUUAUAAAGUUUUCUUUUUGCAAAAAGACUGCUAUUAAGCUAUCCUGUUUUUUUCCUUGAUCGAAUAGUGUUAGUUUCUGCUAACACAUUGUACAUGGCUAGGAGUAGCAUAAAGAGAUUGUGGGUACUAUUUUAUAUGCUUUAAACACUGACACACAGAAAUACAAAGAAAAAUACAUACACAAAGUUUUACUUUCCUAAUAGGAACACUGGCAUUAGCAUAUUGUAUAUUUGAACCAAUAGGAAAUAUUACUUUGUAGUAGCACACACUUUGUAAAUAAAUACUUGUUAUUUUUUUAAUGGAAAUUUUAUAGAAGAAGCUAUUUCUGUAUACUCAUUUGAUCCCAUGUUUACUGAAAAUGCUGCAAGUGGGAAUUGUACAUUGCAAAAUGGGGGCGGGGGGUAGGGAGCGGACAGCUGAGUGACAUGAAAAGUAUGUACACACUGGACAAAAACAAUAUCCAGCUGUUUGUGAACAGGAAAGAAGCUUUACUGUAGAGGAACAUAAUAAAAGACUUUCAAGGCAA
Molecule: messenger RNA, 9622 nt
Organism: Dromaius novaehollandiae (emu)
Lineage: Eukaryota; Metazoa; Chordata; Aves; Casuariiformes; Dromaiidae
Gene: TFDP2
Product: transcription factor Dp-2
Exons: 13
Coding region: 363-1706 (447 amino acids)
Biological process (GO): regulation of cell cycle; regulation of transcription by RNA polymerase II
Cellular component (GO): transcription regulator complex; nucleus
Molecular function (GO): DNA-binding transcription factor activity, RNA polymerase II-specific; RNA polymerase II transcription regulatory region sequence-specific DNA binding
Source: RefSeq, a predicted model, not a curated record